Molecule: messenger RNA, 1118 nt
Organism: Saccostrea cuccullata (small rock oyster)
Lineage: Eukaryota; Metazoa; Mollusca; Bivalvia; Ostreida; Ostreidae
Product: tyrosine-protein kinase Fer-like
Exons: 5
Coding region: 29-709 (226 amino acids)
Biological process (GO): protein phosphorylation
Molecular function (GO): ATP binding; protein tyrosine kinase activity
Source: RefSeq, a predicted model, not a curated record
AUUUGGUUCCGCGAAGGUUUUCAUCCAAAUGUGGGAAAAUCAAGAACAAGCAUUCAAGAAUCUCGGGUUAUUGAGAAAGUUCAGUCAUCCAAACAUAAUCAGACUCAUUGGAUAUUCUGCAUUAGAAAGUCCCGUUUUACUUGUCAUGGAAUACCUCUCUGGUGGAAUAUUACUAAGUUAUCUUAGGGUAGAAAGCGUAUCCAUUUCAAAGGGAAAAAGAAUUCAAAUGUGUAAGGAUGUUGCAAGUGGAAUGACUUACUUACACCAUAGAAGAUUCAUUCAUAGAGACCUUGCAGCACGAAAUUGCUCUGUGGAUGAUAAAAGGGUGAAGAUAUCAAACUUCCGGAUGACAGAAUUUGGUGAUGGAUAUCAAAUAACUAAAGGCAGUAACAUUCCAGUGAAAUGGACUGCACCAGAAGUUUUCCUGCUUGGAAAGUAUACAUUCUUUAGUGACGUCUGGAGUUUUGGAAUCCUGAUGUGGGAGAUAUUUUCAUCAGGAGAAUUACCUUAUGAAGGGUUCACAAAUGAAGAGAUAAUGGAAAAAGUUACAUCUGGGUACAAAAUGUCAGCUCCUAAAGGAACACCCAAGAAGUGCGAUGACCUGAUGUUAUCCUGUUGGAAACGCAACCCAGACAAUAGAUAUAAUUUUUCCAAAAUUGAAGAAAAACUCCAAGAAAUCAUGAAGAAACAUCAGACGAAACACUCCUAAACAUAUUUCAGACAUGUUGACGAAUCUGCCUGUUCUCGAAUAGGUCUGAAAUAUCGUCUUCACUAGAUGCUUGACAGUGCAAUUAACUACAUGAGACUUUAACAGGAUACAAAUAAGAAAGUACAGUACAUGUACAAACAUCAUCUUUCAUUUGCCAGAAACAUUGAUAGAAACUUUUAUUCGGUUUAAACGUUACUCACACAAAGUUUUUAUAAUUCAUAAAUCUAAUUAAAAUUGAUGUGUUUUUUUCAAUUUUCGUAAACAGUAGGUUUUUUUAAAUUGUCAUUCAAUUAAAGAGCAUGUUCAGAUUAAUGACAGGGGAUAUAUAAUUUCCCUCGAAAAUCACGAAAAAGUCAAAUGAAUCAUUUAACCUCAAGGUUCUCAUUUUUUUUCAUGGAUUUACAACUCA